UCGCCGUGAACUCUCGGCCAGUAGCUAGCAUCACGAUAUCGUGACAUUCGGGAAGUAGUACUACAUUCUAGAAUACUGUUCCGGGACUUCACGACCUUAGACGAACAAAGGGAAAAUGCGACUUAGGCCAACUGUGACACUUACUUGGUGACAACAUUGGAAACUACACGAUGAGGUGCUUUACAAGAGGAUAUUCUGUAAUUAUACAAAUGCGUCAUUGCAGCGACUUUCGCAGAGUACAUUAUGCUAACGGUGUUGAAGAACCUAUUUUCCGAAUAUUCGUCACUGAAAUGGCCGUUGAUGUUUCAUGUCGGUGCGUGAUGAUGCUGUUUACUUAAAACAAAGAGAGAUAUCACUUCUAAGCAAAUUAAAAGAUCGUUGCUUAAUACAGUGAUUUUACCACAUGGAUACAAUCAUAGUCAACACACACGGAUCAGGUAGAAAUAUAUGGAUAUUACAUGAUGUAUUGCAUUGUAUCACACAGUCCGACGAUUCAGUUUUCGGAAGCAGUCUUGUCAACACAAACAUUACGUUUGAAAGAGGUGUAGUAUUCGUUUUUGUGACUUUUUAAGACACCUGGCGAAAUUGUAGUUUUUGAUGAUAUCCAUUUAUUGUAAAAAUUAAAACAACUAUGUGACACGACCUUGGAUCCAACAAGAGCUUAAACACGCCUUUUCUGGACACAUUAAUCGAUGGAAUGAUCGACUCCAGACAGAUACAGAACACAUUAAGGGGCAACUUUUUAGUUUUUUUAUCUGACAAGAUUCUGAAUAAACAGAAAACUCUACCUCCAUUUUCCGAGAUGCGAACCGGGGACUCUGCGAAUGGAGGUCAGGGCUCUUUCAGCUGAGCGUGUAGAAAAACCAAUACGACUGUCUAGCGCAGGUCUAAAAUUUAAUUCCUUGUCAACGGACUCGAUAAACACGUGUUCCCUAGCUACGGCUAUUAGAAGCACUGUAUGCAAAUAUUGUUCAUGUUGGACAUUAUUUUGGUGGACGCUAAAAUAUCGGAGGCCAUUCAAACAGACUCCUUUUUUGACAUUGCCUUGGUAACAUCAUGUGGCAGCGUAUUCUGAUGAUGAUGGCGUUUCGUGCUGUACUGUGUCUAGAAAACUGUCGCGUCAAAGUCGUGAACAAGAAAUUUCACACUCUCUUUACAGUGCAUGGACGAGAUCUACAGAACGAACUAAUUGGAUUAAAAAUAACUCCAGCCAGUAAUGGCGCCAGGAGCUGCUUCAUAGAGGAAGACCAGUUUUUGAUGUCGCAGGUCAACAAAACACAGCCGAGGAACCUCAUACUAAAUAUGGUUUGUCCUGUUCUCGAUCCACCUCUGACAGUCCGCAUACUGCCCGGCUCGAUUACGACAAUGCACAACGUUAUAGGUUAUCUGCAAACUGACUGCCGUUUGUUCAUGGAUGAUUUUGAAAGACUGGCCAAUUUAUUCCACUUCAAGGUCACGACUCUGGUUGGACAGUCGGAUCUAGUGCAAAAUGCGUCCGAAGUCGAGUGCUCCAGUCUCACGCAGAUUGGUAGCCUAACUGUACUCAGCAAUGGCAUUACGCCUAUCAACAUAACCAGUCUACUGAGUUGUGACGUCCACAAUGUUGUUGAGGUAAUUUUCCAAAACAUGUCCCUGAGAUCAAUCGACGAUUUUCAAAUUCUGAUGCCCAACCUACAAGGGUUAGAUUUAACAUAUAACGACUUUACAAGACCACCAUACUUUCCGUGGAAUAACCAUACCAUGAAUUUACCCCAUAACCUGUCUAGAAACGGAAUUCUUCAGAGCCAUUAUACGUAUUCUGGUGUCCUGGAUAUUCCAGCCAAUGUGUACAGGCGAGAGUUCAUACUCAAUCACAAUCCUAAUCUGAAUUUGACAAAUUUUCAGUUUCAUGGAUGGAUAGACAAACUGUCUCUUUCACACUGCAAUUUAAAGGAGCUAUCCUCUGGUGUGUUUUCUAAUACCUAUCGUCUGCAGUAUCUGCUGCUUGACGGUAACCAUCUGCACUCGCUGGCGUCAGACGUAUUUCACUCCCUGUCACAGCUGGGAAAACUAGAACUGCAAGGGAACAGUUUUACUUCAUUUCACGAUGACACAUUUUUAUUUCUUCGUGAGCUCAGAUCACUUAAUUUAGCCAACAACAGUAUUGCGUCGUUGCAGGGUGGGUUAUUCCGUGAUCUAGGAAGACUUGUAACUCUUUACCUGCAAGACAACAACAUUCGCUAUAUUACUCAGUCGGCAUUUCAGGGCAUCAAUACUCAUCUCAAGGAGCUUCAUCUCCAGAGUAACCCACUGUCACAAUUUCCAGAAGUGGUCUUUCUACUUCGUGGACUGCGUAGAGCAUAUUUGACUAAGAGUUCCAUCACCGAAAUUGAUUUUGUGAAAAUCGAAGCAGACGUGGCGUGGAGCGACUUGGUCGCUAGCUUAGCCGAUUCGUUGAGUACAGGAACUCCCAAUCUGAAUGACGUCAAAGGCGAGCCAAGAGUGAUUUUCAUGUCGGGAAGUCGAGUGACAUCCUUUCUGUUCUCGGCUGUUAAAGGAUAUGAAUCCUACUGGAGGCUGAGUCUCAUUCUGAAACAUUUUAAGAUCAUUCUCGACAAUAAUCCCAUUACUUGUGACUGCAACAUUCUGAACUUAACUCGUGCUGUGGAAGGCUUGAGAGCAAACAACUCGCUUACUGGAAUGGAGUACAUGUUCGAUAAUUGGAUCUGCAGUUAUCCCAACGACCUAGAGGGAAGGAUGUUGUUUAGUGUUGCCCCGAGAGAAACAUAUUGUGAGGCUGAUUUGGUAAAGUGUCCAACGAUGUGCAAAUGCUAUAGGCGAUCUGAGAUUGGAACAAUUAUUGUUGACUGUCGCCGAAUGGGUUUGCUUGCUAUGCCGAAAAAUCUUCCUAUGGGCAAGUUGGAGAUGUGGUUGCAAGGCAAUGCGAUAGAAGACAUUGACGUAGGUAUUCAUAACACGGAUAUGGUUUCUAUUCUUUUGAGUGGAAAUGCUAUUCAGAACAUACGUCCAGAUACUCUUAAACAGAUGACUUCUUUACAGACGCUUUAUCUAGAUGAUAACCUCCUCACGUCCAUACCUCACGUGAUAACAAAAUUAAAUCUAACAAGUCUAAAGGUUGGUGGAAAUCCACUCAUGUGUAACUGUUAUGCUCUCUGGAUGAAGAACUGGAUUCUUUUCAACGGUAAAAUUAUACAAGACACUGCCAACAUUAAAUGCGUGAAUUCUGUAAGUGAUGAGGGUAUCCAUGUGUCAUUUGUUCCAGACGAAGACUUUGUGUGUGAGAUAUCCCUACAAGCAUUCAUUCUUCCAAUAGCCAUACCAACAUGCGUUGUACUUCUUCUUCUCACUCUGUGUUUGGCUCUGUUUAUAAUGUGGCAGGAUUUCAAAGUCUGGAUCUUCGUCCACACAGGUCUGCACCCAUUCGACCAAAAGGAUGAUCGAUGGAGCUGUCAGUAUGACGUGUUUGUGUUCUAUACGUCAACCCUAGUCGACUGGGUGCAGGGCCAUAUAACGGAGCCACUAGAGAUGAUGCAUGGGUUAAAACUGUUCGAUAUACAUCGUGAUUCACGAAUAGGGGUUUCGUAUCAGGAGAAUAUUUCACACGCAGUCCAGAGCAGCAAAAGGAUAUUGUUUAUUCUCACAAAAGAUUCAGAGGUUGAUGCCAUUGCAAGAAUGACGUUAGAUGCUGCCUUAACUAAACGUCGAUACCAAAAAUCGAAUUUCCUUUUACCAAUUAUCCAUCGGUGCUCACCGAAGAAAAUUACCCAUAAAUCGCUACAGAAGUACAUUAAAGCAAAACGUUAUGUAAACACUCAGGAAGCCUCGUUUCUUAAGAGGAUUUUGUAUUAUUUACCUCAAAACCAAAAGUCCCGAUCCGAAAAACGGUUGUGUGCAAUGAAUCCCCUGUCUGUUAAGGCUGUGAGCCGCCUCAACGGGCAAGUCAGUUGUAGUAGCAGUCAGAACGGCAGCCCCGUGUCUAGUCAUACCUGCAGCAUUCAGUUAUCGGUCUCAAAUCACACAAUACAUUCCAACGUGUUCGUGUGGUAUGCCGAUGCAGAUUUUCGAUUCACAAUGGAAAACGUCGUCCUUCCUUAUGAAAAAAUUGGAUACAAUUGCAUUCUUGCAGACAGAAACUUCAUUCCUGGCGCAGCCAUCCAGGAGAACAUCCUCAGUGCUGUUAACAACAGUUUCCGAAUUGUGAUAGUCCUAUCCCAGGCUAGUUCGCAUGACGAAUGGCUGCUGUUUGUGUUCCGCUUCGCGUACGAGCAUCAGAUCAAACAGAGGACCUUCCUGGUAGGUCUCCUGAUCAGAGAUGACCCGGAGCCGGUUGUCAUGGACGACGAAAUCGUCAAGCAUCUGGAAUCUCAUGUUUCUAUUAAGGAAUGUGAUCGCUGGUUCCACGAAAAGCUUAUGGUAUUUUUAAAGCCAUGCGACACAGAAGGGAUGUUAAAUGAAUCAGUAUUUCAGGUGGAACUAGACUGUGAUGGUAAUUUUAAUGGCUCAAAUGAAGUGUUCUCCUUUGGGUUUGUCAGUCAUCUGUAGUGACUAGAGGGAUAGUUUUAAUGGCAAGUGAUAGCAAUACUAUUAGACUAUCCUCGGUUUAUAGUUAGGCCAAAACAAAUGUAUUAGUCUGGGCGUAGAUAGGGGUGGAUUGUCACCUGGUAGGGGAAUUUAUACGGGUAGUAUAUUUGUGUAGCUGACACCUUCGAGAUACAGGAUCUGCCUGUUGAUCGUGUCAACUAGGGGGGCAACAUUGCAGUUGAGCCUCUUCAAGUGGGGUUAUAGCCACGAUUAUUGUAUCGUCGGAUAGCUAUAUGCAAUAGUUUUCCAAUGACUAUAAACACUUGACCCAGAAACACACUAGGAAAGAAACUACCCCUUAAAUUUCAAACAAUUUUUUUCAAAAAGUCACGUUUCAAAUUGUGAUAUUAAAAUUAUGGAUUUGUUGUCGAUAGAUUAAUAUUUCUUAGUUCGGCCACUGUAUCCACAAUAAAACGCAUAUCUAUUUUGAAGGUAUACAUCGCAAAGAUGUUCAUACAUACUCAUAUGAGAACCAGCUACAAAAUGUGGCAUUUGUGUAUUAUUGUUCAUACAUAUGCACUGGCUGUUGUUCAUUUUAGUUAAAAGUCUGGCAUCACACAAGCGGUAACCAUUUACAAAUCUUUAUCAUCAUCAUGCAUUCUUUAAGUACAAACACACUAGAAAAGAAACCCAACUCCUUAAAUUUCAAAUAGAUUUCUUCAUAAAGUCACGUUUCAAGUUAUGUGAUAUCAAAAUUAUAAAGUCUUUGUCAACUUCUCAACAUCUUCUGGUCAGGUCUGUAUGUAUAUACAACAUUUAAAAUACACCUUUGAAAACCUACCUGUGUAUGUAAUGCUGAAAAUGUUGUGAGAAAAACUGUACCACAUCCUUUUAAAUAUUAAUCAAAUUGG
Messenger RNA from Gigantopelta aegis, 5432 nucleotides. RefSeq names its product protein toll-like. Gene Ontology annotation, biological process: signal transduction. Gene Ontology annotation, molecular function: protein binding. The transcript has 3 exons. The record is from RefSeq and is a predicted model, not a curated record. NCBI's taxonomy places the organism in Eukaryota, Metazoa, Mollusca, Gastropoda, Neomphalida, Peltospiridae. Gene Ontology annotation, cellular component: extracellular matrix. Bases 1057 to 4542 code for a protein of 1161 amino acids.